Eupeodes corollae is the source of this 699-nucleotide messenger RNA. RefSeq lists its product as uncharacterized. The record is from RefSeq and is a predicted model, not a curated record. The transcript is spliced from 2 exons. Bases 1 to 699 code for a protein of 232 amino acids. NCBI's taxonomy places the organism in Eukaryota, Metazoa, Arthropoda, Insecta, Diptera, Syrphidae.
AUGGUAGCACGUGAGGAAGAAAACGGCAUUGUUGUUCUAAAGUGGAAGGACACCCAAGAUGUCAGGAUGCUAUCGACAAAACAUGCUCCUGUUAUGGCUGCCGUAUCUGACCAAUCGAUUCCUGACCCAAAUAAUCCAUCAACCAGUAGAGGCAGGAGAAUAAACCGACGCCAGGGAAAUCGUGAAAAGCCUCUUGCUAUUAUUGAAUAUAACCAAGGCAAGUCGGGCAUUGAUCUAUCGGAUCAAAUGGCUUCAUAUGCUACGACACUGAGAAGAGGUCUCAAGUGGUACAGAAAAGUUGCCAUUGAAUUUUUGCUCGGAAUGGCAGUUGUAAGGGUUUUUUUAGUUUACAAAAAAGCCACUAAAAGUGUUAUGCAAAUUAGAAAAUUUCGGGAGCACGUUGCUGAAGGAUUAUUGGACCUUCUUUCUCCACAACCCGUUGCUUCAAAGAAACAUUAUAUUGAAAAAAGAAAGGAUGCAAAUGGUAAAACCAUAAGACCGGCUUGCGUUUUGUGUUAUGCCCAAACAAAAAAAUCCUCUGAUAGAAAAACUGCUAUGAACAGCAUAAAAAGAAAACAACAUUUUGUCCAGAGUGCCCCAACAAACCCCAGCUAUGCGUUACUUGCUUUCCAAAAUAUUCACAUUCAAAAAGACAGUAAACCUGAAUCUUUGGGAAUUUUGAAACAAAUUUUAGAAUAA